This is a messenger RNA of Podarcis lilfordi (Lilford's wall lizard), 20635 nucleotides long. The record is from the annotation of a GenBank genome assembly. Lineage: Eukaryota; Metazoa; Chordata; Lepidosauria; Squamata; Lacertidae.
CCCGCCCAGCUUCGGCAGCAGUAGGCGGAGCUGGAGGGCGGGUUGUCACUCAAGAGGAGACAUGGGCUGGGCUGGCGAGACAAAGGCAGAAAAGCGAGCGGCGGUGGGCGGAGUCUGAGUGCCAGGCAGUGCCGGCCGGUGUCUGGCCCGAGCGGAGGGGCGUGGCCCGAGCGAAGAGGGGCGGAGACUCCGGUUCGUCGCGGUGAGCUGAAACUUGCGGAGGAAGCAGCAGCCGCCAGAACUGGAAAAAGCCAUGGCGGAGGCGACAGCCGAGAAAGGUGAGCGCGAGCCGCGCCUGUCACGUGACCGUCGUUAGGGCACGUGACAGACUCUGCGUUUCCUUCCCUCCCCGCUCUUCUUUUGCUUAAUUGCCAAUAAGAGAAAGAGGAAAUCACGGUCCUUCCUCCCGUUAAUAGAGAACUGAAGAGCGCGCGUGCGAGGCUCUUUGCACAUGCUCAGAGCUUCACUGCCCAAGCUCAGAAUCGACCUCUUGAUCGCUUGCCUGGAGGCCCUUCAUUUUUUUUACACACCUCUCCGGGCGUUAAAAAUAAUGUCUUGUACUCAAGCCCUGCUUAAGCCUUCCUCCUUGCCUCUACACUGAAUUUCUUACGGGUUGAGCGGCGUGGUGGGCAGAUUUCCUCCCCCUUCCCCCACGGAAUAUCGCCUGACGGUCAUUUUAGAGGGGUUGUGCUUCUGUGUUUUGCCUUUGCCUUUAGGGAGUCCUUGCUUCUCUCUUGCUCCACUGAGUCUGUUUUUGUGGUCCCAGCUUGAGCCCAGUAUCGUAUUUACAUGAAGAUUUAUAUUCUGCUUCUUAACUCGAUGUCCUGUCAAAUAUUAAAACCUAGGAACAUGUAUAUUGAAACUUCCAAGAAAAUACAAAAUAAACCUGCAGCAAAUGCUCGCCUGCAUGCACAUUCAAAUUAUAAGCUUUGCAAUGGUCAGUGUGAAGUUCCUUUCUGUGAUUCCUGCCCCACCUCUUUUCUCUGCCAGGGAACCACAUGAAAGUAGGGUCCCAUUGAAAUACACUGCAAUAUUUGAUGUGAACAUAUUAGCUGCUUUCAGGGUGGUGAUGUAAGUGCUCCCAUAAUUAUGUUAGCAAGCAAAAACAGUGUUGUAUCCAGCUUAGUUUUACUUAAGAGUAGACCCUUUAUAAUAAUAAUAAUAAUAAUUUAUUAUUUAUACCCAGCCCAUCUGGCUGGGUUUCCCUUUGGAAUUAAUGUACCUAAGGUAGCCAUAGCUAUUAAUUUCAAGAAGUCUACUCUUGAGUAGAACUAACAUCAGCUACAGCCCACAAUUUCCAAGUGGGGCACAACUGCCUUAGUAUCAAUUGUUUCAUUGCACAUUGUAAUUGUGAAACACAAUCAUGGGUAAAAUUGCCAUCUGUGAGACUUUCCCCCUCCCUUAGUUUUGCAACUUUUGCCUUAUGUUCAUUUUUGUCUGCAGCUUACUACAGAUUCCUUGUGCUCUUCUUCAAUUGCCUCCUGACCUUUGGCUCUUACUUCUGCUUUGAUAUCCCCAGUGUUUUGCAAGAGCAGUUUCAAGGGGUAAGUGCUUAGGUGGGAGUGAGCAACCGUAUUCUGUAAAAGGUCAUAUUGACUGCAGUCUUGAGACAAAAUGGGUUGGUGGGGUAUAAAUACAAAAUGUCUCUGAGCCCAAGUCUUUUCAAGCUGACCAGGUCAAAGAAGAGAGCUGUUUCCACAGCUGAAGAGCAUAUACAGUCAUGUUGUUGUUGUUUAGUCGUUUAGUCGUGUCCGACUCUUCGUGACCCCAUGGACAAGAGCACGCCAGGCACUCCUGUCUUCCACCGCCUCCCGCAGUUUGAUCAGGCUCAUGUUUGUAGCUUCGAGAACACUGUCCAACCAUCUCGUCCUCCGUCGUCCCCUUCUCCUUGUGCCCUCCAUCUUUCCCAACAUCAGGGUCUUUUCCAGGGAGUCUUCUCAUGAGGUGGCCAAAGUAUUGGAGCCUCAACUUCACGACCUGUCUUUCCAGUGAGCACUCUCGGCUGAUUUCCUUAAGAAUGGAUAGGUUAUAUACAGUCAUACCUCGGGUUAAAUACGCUUCGAGUUGAGAGCGUUCAAGUUGCACUCUGCGGCAACCCGGAAGUAACGGAGCGUGUUACUUCUGGGUUUUGCCGCUUGCGCAUGCGCAGACGCUCAAAAUGACGUCAUGCGCAGAAGCGGCAAAAAGCGAUGCGCGCGUGCGCAGACGUGCUGUUGCUAGAUACAUUUACCUCUAGAUGCGAACGGGGCUCUGGAACGGAUCCCAUUCGUAUCUAGAGGUACCACUGUAUGUUGGAAUUAUUUUUGUUGCCUCCAGGACUCAAGCAAAACUGAUAGUUUAAAUGCCGUCACAGUUUCUAUAGACUAGAUUUGUACAUCUUUGUCCAAAAUGCAACAUACCUGGAAUUCAUCUUCAGUUGGAGUACUUUAGACAUCAGGGGAGGGGAACACAUGACCUCCCAGAUGUUGGACACCAACCCUCAUCAGCCUCAGCCAGCAUGAGCAAUGGUCAGGGAUGAUUGUGGGAAUUGUAGUCCAGCUACAUGAGGUGUCUCAUCCCUGGAUUAGAAGGAUUCACGACUAAGUUUAUCAUUAUGUGUACUAAUGGAAAACUCAGUUCUGUGAGUGGCCAAAGUGGUACCAUUUAAAGGAGAGGUAUUGGCAGGCUCCAGGGAGACAAUGAAGGUUUGCAGAACUCCACAAAGCUUCCCAAUAAGGACUGAAUGGGCCCAGUGGUCACAGAACACUGGUUUAGUGUUGGGAGGAGAACAAGAUAUAAGGUGAAUGUUUCUCUCAGCUCUCCAACUCUGUCAGCUAAGAUACUUUAAGUAGAGAUAGACCUGGAAUUUUUGCAUGCAGAGCACUGAUCGGUUGCUGAGCUGUGGCACUGGCCUGUCCUAAAAGUAUAUGUCUUCUCCAACCAUUUAAAACCAUUUUCCUCCUUUUGUAUGAGGGCCAACCAGUUCCUACUCUCUACCUAUAAUUCCCAAGAGUCCUAACAGUUUGCUACAUGAAAUAAUCUUAGGAAAUAGAUAAAGAGCAUUAGCCACCUAAGGCAAAGCAAGCAACUGGGUGUCUUGGAAUAGCUGAAUCCAGAUGUCCCCCUACUCAACCCCUUGUUUAUUUCUGGAACUCAUUUCCUUUUACUCUGACUUGUUAUAUAGAAUCUAACCUGUCCCAAUGGCACGCACCACAAUGGCACAGGGCAUAAUGGAACUGACUGUGUGGAAGGCCUGGGAAUGACGCCUGAAGAGUACAAUCUUCUGUAUGCUAUCUAUGCCUGGACGUAAGUCAUUCUUCUGGAUCUUCCUAUAUACAUUAAAAAGUAAGGCUAUCGGCAUGCUGCAGUUUCAGGGGCUACCAAUAGGCCAACUCCAGUGUGACAAAUGGCAGAUAGGCAAGUGAGAAAGUAGCAUGGGGGGGCAGGUGGCCCAUGCGAGCUGUUUAACUCUGUGUGUGUGUGUGUGUGCGCGCGCACACGCAUGCGUGUAUUCUUCACAGUGCCAUUUGGCCAAUAACUCAAUGAAGCUCUCCCCUCCAUUAAAUGCAACUGCAGCAAGGUUUGGCAGAGUGUGGAGGGGUACCGUAUUUUUCGCCCUAUAGGACGCACUUUUCCCCCUCCAAAAAUGAAGGGGAAAUGUGUGUGCGUCCUAUGGGGCGAAUGCAGGCUUUCGCUGAAGCCUGGAGAGCGAGGGGGGGUCGGUGCGCACCGACCCCUCUCGCUCUCCAGGCUUCAGGAAGCUAUCUGCAAGCCGUGGGAGAGCUGCGCGACUUCGCACAGCUCUCCCACGGCUUGCGGAUAGCAGCCUGUUCUGGGGGCUGGGGUCGGGCGAAGCUCGGGCUUCCCCCGCCCCAGCCCCGCACCUGGGGGGGAAAAUAAUUUUUUUCCCCUUUAUUCCCCCCCAAAAAAACUAGUUGCACCCUAUGGGCCGGUGCGCCCUAUGGGGCGAAAAAUACGGUACUUCACUGAGCAAACAUCCCCUCCAUUUAUAUUUAUCUUUUAAGUAUAUCUAUGUAUAUGUGGGGAUGUAUAUGGGAAAGGCUGUCAGUGGCUGCUAACAAUGUUGACUGAGUUCUCCUGUCAGAGGCAGCAUGUAUCUGAGUACCAGGUACUGGGAAUCACAAGUGCAGAGGGUGCGGUGUUCUCCUGUCAUAGAAUUGUAGAGCUGGAAGGGACCACAAGGAUCAUCAAGUCCAGUCCCCUGUAAUGCAGGAAUCUUUUUGCCCAACGUGAAGCUCGAACCCACAACCCUGAAAUCAAGAGUCUUAUGCUCUAACAACUGAGCUUUAAUCUGGGCUGGUAUGCAUCUGAGUACCAGGUUCAGAGGGUGCUAUGUACUCAAGUCCUGUUUUUGGGCUUUGCAUAGGGCAUGUGGUUGGUUACUGUGGGAGCUGGAUGUUAGACUAGAUGGGCCUUUGGUCUGCUCCAGCAGGGCUCUUCUAACACAGAAACAGGAAAUAAGUAAAAGCAAACACAUUUUUUAAAAUAAAAAAACCAAUAACUCUAUUUUUCUUUUGUUUCCCAUAGCAAUGCACUGGUGGUGAUCAUGGCUGGCUUUUUAAUUGACAAACUGGGAAAUCGCUGUAAGUUCUGAGGCGUUGAACUAUGGCUGAUUGUUCGCCCUCCCCACUUGACUUCUUGCUUUCAGAGGUCAUCUGGUGAAUCCAUUCUGUGUGCUCCUUUGUUUUCCAUUUGUUUUCUGUGAAGCAGUUGGCAAGGAUGCAAAAAGGGACUUUUUGUUAUGCGGCACUCAGUAUACUUGGCCGCCUAAGUCAUUUAGGGCUUUAAACACUAAUAUGAGUACUUUGAAUUGGGCCCGGAAACAAACUGGAAACCUUUGAAGCUGUUUUAGAAAGGUGUUGUGUGCAUUGGAAUAAACCUGUGUGAAUUGGAAUAUAUCUGUACACAGUUUAUGGUCGAUGCCAGCAUUUAACAGAACAACCCAAACUGUGGGAAAGUGCCCACUGGUGAUACACCAGCUUACCAGUAUACCUGAAGGAACGUCUCCACCUCCAUCGUUCAGCCCAGACACUGAGGUCCAGUUCCAAGGGCCUUCUGGCAGUUCCCUCACUGCAAGAAGUGAGGUUGCAGGGAACCAGGCAGAGGGCCUUCUCGGUAGUGGCACCUGCCCUGUGGAACACCCUCCCAUCAGAUGUCAAGGAAAUAAACAACUAUCUGACUUUUAGAAGACAUCUGAAGGCAGCCCUGUUUAGAGAAGUUUUUAUCGUUUUUUAAUAUUCUGUUGGGAGCCACCCAGAGUAGCUGGGGAAACCCAGCCAGAUGGGUGGGGUAUAAAUAAUAAAUUAUCAUUAUUAAAAGCCACUGCGUCCAAACCCCAGUUCAGGAGACACUGAAGCUGGCAGAAUGUAUUUCUGCCAAUGUGGGAUUUCCUCUGCUAGCGGUUCUCCAGGUGUGCUGUUUCCCAGCUCAACACAUCUGGAGUUUGGAUUAGUGGAGGCUAGUCUAUUAGAGCGAAUGGGGCAGUGACCAGCCAACUCAGUCUGCUCUCAGCUCACCCUCACCUGUCUUAUGUUCUUUCUUACAACCACCCCAGGAGGUAGCACUGGUUGUCAACUUCAUCCUCCUUAGUCUCAGUGUUGCCCUUGUGGAAUUCAGUGGGGAGGAGGAUGGGGACAGAGCUGCAAUUACCUGUCAUUGGCUCUGUCUCCACUUUGCUCUGGCUUCACAUACCAUUGGCCUACUGCCUUAUGCCCUGCCAUUUGCAAUGGGCACAAGCUGCCACUGGUUUGGAUUACACAAUAUCACGGGAAGAGUGUUCACUGAGAUGUGCCUGUUUGCAGCGAACCAGACACAUGCAAAAUGGGCCAGUAAUGUUUCCCUGUUGGAUGCCAUUCCAGUUAAUAGACAGGAAUUGUGUGCUCAAGUCUUAUCGAAAUAGUCAUAGACCUGGAUCCAAGAACUGGCCUCCUCUUACUUCUCCAGUUUGCAUAGUUGUUAGAAGCCCAUUUGCCUUGAUUUAAUGAACUUCUUCCACCAUCUUCUUCCCUAGUUGGUGUAUUUCUCUUCUCUUUCCUCACUGUCCUGGGAUCAUCCAUAUUUGCUCUGGGCUCUCACUUCAGAGGAACUCCGUACCUCUUGCCACUGAUGCUGACGGGCAGGUUGCUUUUCGGCUCUGGAAACGGGUCACUGACAAGUAAGGAGAGAAAGAAAUCUUUUUUUCAGUUAAGACAGGGGUGGCUUAAUUUUGUAGAUUUUAAUUGCUGUGCAUUGCCUUGGGGAAUCGGGGAAUCCAAAGUCAUAUGUGUUUUUCAUGGAUAAAUGUCUGUACUGCUGAUUGGAGAUGCUCUGGUUUCCAUUUCUGGUCUUUUCCCUUCUAGUGUUCACAUGGUUUCACAUUUAGCAUUUUUGUUUUUUAUUGUUUGUUUGUGACUGUUCUGUUCACUACCUUGAGUAUUUUAUGAAAAUAUGGGCUAUAGGUUUUGUUAUCAACUCUUCUCCAUUUUCAGCAUCUAUCUUUUUCAUGAAAUCACUUAAUAACACUGCUGUCUUCUCUGCUAUUUGAGUUGUGCAGAAUCGUAUCACAGCCUUCUGGUUCAAGGGGAAGGAGUUGGCUCUGGCGUUUGGGCUAACACUCUCCUUUUCCCGGCUCGGAAGUGUCCUCAACUUCUUCUUCACCCAGCAGUUUGAAAGUCACUUUGGCAUCCAGUGGACUCUCUGGGGAGGUGAGUUUCAUGUCAGCUUGCCUCUACAGUAGGGGCCUGAGAACCUGAGGGUUCACAUUCCAUUCUGGACAACUUUCUACGGCCCACAUACAGUGGUCCGUGUGGUCAGAGGCAAAAGUGGUCAGAACAGCGAACAUGAAUUUUCCCUUUGUACAGUAGGCCGUUUUCUACAUAUACAGUGGUGCCCCGCAAGAUGAAUGCCUCGCAAGACGGAAAACCCACUAGAUGAAAGGGUUUUCCGUUUUUGAGUUGCUUCGCAGGACGAAUUUCCCUAUGGGCUUGCUUCGCAAGACGAAAAUGUCUUGCGAGUCUUGAGAUUUUUUUUUCGCUUUCCCCCCCCUUUUUCUAAGCCGCUAAGCCUUUAAUAGCCUUUUAGCAGCUAAGCCGCUAAGCCUUUAAUAGCCGCUAAACCGCUAAUAGCGCUAAUCCGCUAAGCCGCUAAUAGGGUUGCUUCGCAAGACGAAAAUACCGCUAGACGAAGACACUCGCGGAACGGAUUAAUUUCGUCUUGCGAGGCACCACUGUACUCACACUCUCUCUGCUCUAUGCUCCAUCCUGGCAAAACAAGAAGCAUUAUCAGAGUCCCAGGGAACGUUCCAGCUAGACCAAAACAAACUCAAGCAGGGCUGGUGAGAGAUGUGACUAGAGAGAGUGUGCGGUCUGGGGAGAGUCCCAGGGGCUUUAUAGAGAGGCCUGGGAUGCUGUGUUGGCCCUCCCCCGGGCCUUAAAUUUCCCAUUCCUGAAAUGGAGCCUUUAAAGAAGGUCAGUUUAUAUUGCAGCGAAUACACUGUGUCAUCCCUCAAGCAAGCACUUCUGUGUCCAAAAUACCAUAUUUUCGCCAAUAGGAAGUAGCAAUGCUUGUUGCCGGACACAAUAUGAUUCUUGACUUGGUUAUUAGGCCCGUUGCAAUGUGAAAUGCUGUCUGGAAUGUGGCUGCAUGAGUGUGCAGGCAGCUACAUACACUAGUGCCCUGUGGCAUCAGUGGUGAUGAACAAUGCAACUCUUAAUGCACUUCCAAGUAGGAAUUGUGCUUUGGUGCUAGUAGGGGUGGUCAUCCUGCAAAGAUGACCCUAACUGACUAGCUAAAAUAUAUGUGUGUGUGUGUGUUGCGGCGGGAGAAGACCCUUGCCAGUUUCACAUCUCUAGUAUUUUUUUUUGCAAUUAGCUGGGCUUCCUGUCCCCAAAUGAACCCAAACCAUGUUCUUGUCUAACACACCCUUAAAGCAUUCCAGUGAUCACAGUUCCACCCAUCAGUUGUUCCUCUCUGCCUGCAGGGACUUUGUUAUGUGUCCUGGGCUUUCUUUCUGCUGUCGUCGUCAGUGUGCUGGACAAGGUGGGCAUGAAGCAGCUCGGAUUGGAUGGAGUUAUCCAGCAAGAGUCCAAGAAAGUGGUACGUGAGGCAGAAGUUGCAUUGAGCCACAUAUGCUUGGUUUUCCAUUGUGAGCUUUGUGUGCAAAGCCCGAGAGCCUCAUUUAUCACUGGCAGCCAGGAGAGGGAGCAAGUGCCUUUUAGCAAAAGUCUCCAAGCUGUAGCUCCCCAAUUUUCUUUCUCUGCAAAGAGGGGGUGGUGUGUCUGUGACCCUGAAAGCUUUUUGCCCAUCAAGUAUGUUUGACUGGCAGCUGUUUGGACAGCACCACGAAUUUGGACCCUGAUUUGAGUCAACAGUGACCUGGAGUUUUGGUUCUCAUUGCCAUGGCAUGAUGUAAUCUUGUUUGUGGGGACCCUUUUUUGCUCUGCAGCUUCAUGCACUGUUGGUUUAUUACUGGAAGAACAGGAAAGGUCUCUUUCCCCACUACAUUCAAUGCAGGGAGCCCCUAACACAGGCUGUAAAGAUACUGGCAUGAACUGCCAGAGCCAGAUUUGAAUGAAACCUCAAUGCUGCCCUAGGCUUAGUGCUGGAUUUAUGCACAGGCUAAGUAAUCCACAGCUUACGGCCCCAAAAUACAUAUUUUUCACUACAUCCCAAGUUUUACAUAAUUGAUUUUUUAAAAUAAAGGAAACUGGGAAACGGAGUCUAUGAUAUGAUACCUGCUCUGUCCCUGAGCUGGUGUUGUCACAGAAUAUUUCCGUUCUUAUCCUUCCUGACUAAAAAGGUAUAAUAAUAAUCUGUGUGGUGAUCCUCUUUCCUUAGGUAGUAGUAGUGAAAAUUCAGCCCUAGAGCAGGGAUGGAAAACCUGAGGCCCUUUAGGUAAUGUUGGACUUCACCUCCCAUCAGCCAGAGCUGGCAUGACCAGUGGUGAGGAAUGAUGGGAAUUGUAGUCCAGGGACUCCUGAAGGGCCACAGAUUCCUCAUCCCUGCCCUGGAGCUUUUAACCUUCAGAGUUUUGGAUGAGGACAUAGUGCCAUUUGCGUAAGUUACAGGAAACCUCUUAGGAGCAGACUGACAACUGAACCAAUGACUUGGGAGACCUAGCCUGGACAGUCAUCUGCUUGAGAUGCUUUAUAUCUGGAUCUCCUGCAUGGAGCAGCGAGGUGAACCAGAUAGUUGAAAAAGACCCUCCAACUCUGUGAUUCUAUGAUGUGCAUUUUAUUUUUCUCUAAUUGGCAGCGGGUUCAGGAUGUCCGACACCUACCACUUCGCUAUUGGCUCCUGGUCCUGACCAUCAUGUUUUUCUACAACGGGGUCUUUCCUUUCGUGGCGGAUGCCAGGUAAACGGUUUACUGUGGUGGUUUUAGUGACUCGUCCCAAUGCUGAGGUUUGGUUGAAGCUGUUAAUAAGUGAGUGAGAAGUGGGCAGAAUGGCCCAAACUCAUACGGACUGGGCAGCAGAGUCCCCUCUACUACAUUGGUUUUGUCUAGCUCUGCCUUGCCAAUCUGGUUCUCAUACGUGGCCCUAGAACAAACUAGGCCUAGAAGGGUUCAGGAUUACUAGUUUCCAAAGUAUUCCCUGUUGGCAAAUCAAUACCAUUCCCGUUGGACUUAAAACUUGUAGGAUGAACUGUGAUUUAAUGGCUGCACUGGCUGCUGGUCCAUUUCUGGGCCCAGUUCAAAGUACUGGUACACACCUUCAAAGCAGGGAUGAAGAGCCUGUGGCCAAGUGUUGCCAGCUACAACUCCUGUGUCACUGGCCAUGCUGCUGGUGCCAGUUGGGAGUCCAACAUCUGGAGGUUUGCAGGGUUCCCCAUCCCUGCUUCAAAGUACUUUAUGGCUUGGAACCAGGGUAGAUGAAGGUCUGGCUUUUUGCUUCUGUUGCAUGAGAUGAUUAUCAGAAGACUGUCUUUCAAUGUCUUAUGAAGCAUCUCUGAUUUCAAAAUACAGUGGUACCUCUGGUUACGUACUUAAUUCAUUCCAGAGGUCCGUUCUCAACCUGAAACUGUUCUUAACCUGAAGCACCACUUUAGCUAAUGCCACGCUGCUGCCACGCCGCCAGAGCCCGAUUUCUGUUCUCAUCCUGAAGCAAAGUUCUUAACCUGAGGUAAUAUUUCUGGGUUAGCGGAGUCUGUAACCUGAAGCGUAUGUAACCCGAGGUACCACUGUAUAGUAAAAACCAUAUACAUAUAAUUUUUUAAAAAGCAUUCUAAAACAGAUAAAACAUUCUAAAACAUUAAAUGCAUUCUCUCAGCCAGUGACCUCAGGAACAGUGCAUUGUAGCCAUCCAAUGUCUGGGUAAACGGGAAUGUUUUAAAAUUCUUGCUAAGCCAAUAAUGAGGGAGACAGACACACCUCAUUUCAUUACUAUGUCAGGUAAGCUGCUUUGGGAAAGUUCUUCAAGGAUGGGAGAUAACUCCUAAUAAUAACAGCAGCAGCAGCAACUCCUCUUCCUCAAGCGGGAGGGUAGAAACCAAAGGCCUGAUACCUUUGCAGAGCUUUCAGAAGUCGUUAAUUCUGGAAAGAGUCCUGCUUUCAAUACAUCCUGAGUGGCUGCAGCCAAAAAGCCCCCUGGCACCCGGCCAGCUUCUUGGGCUGUGCUUGGUCUUCCAAGUGCCCUACAUGGCAGCUCUUGGGUCGUAUUGCAGCUUCCUCAGAUACACAGGCUGGGGCUCCUUGUCUUGGGAGAUUUGGAUCUCAUCCUUUCUGAUUCCACCUUAAAAUGCUGUGACCUUGGCAGAUUUCCCGCACUGCUUUUCUACAUCAGCAAAACGUGGAUUGAUUGGAGGGGUUGAGAUGUGACGUUAAGCCAUUGGUACAGUGAGACAAUUUUAGACUCUGGACUCAGUGGGUCUUUUUUCGGGGGGGGGUUGUUGUCUUUAGAUGGUCAUGUGUAUUACGCCACUUACUAUGAAAUGUGGCAAGCUAGCCAUGCUUCUACCUCAUUCUUUUGAUGUCUGCCUCAAAAGUCCUCCCCUGAUAUCACCACUAUGUUAGGUAAGUGCAAAGCAGAACAGGAGUUUUGCUAGGGAUUUAAAGACUCUCUGGGCACAGGCAUGGUCUACGGCAGGGGUAGCCAAUGUGAUGGCCUCUAGAUGCUGUUGUACCAUAGCUCUGAUCAGCCCUGGGCAGAAGGCCAGUUUACCAAACAACGUUGUUUUUAUUCUCAGGGAGCUCUAGCAAUUGUAGCUUUAUAAGGGAAUGAGGAUCUCCUAAUAGCUCUCAGAACCCUUAGGAAGCUGCAGGAUUCCCUGGGGGAAGCCAUGACUGUUAAACAGUACUUAAAAUAUAUGGUGCAGAUGUGGCCAUUUGUCUGCAGAGGCCCUUGGAAAAAAGCAAGGCAGAAGAGCUCAAUUGUUUCCAUAUGGAUAAAAAGGAAAUCUUUCUGUCAUGUGAUCUAGAAUCUUAAUGGGGUUCUCUCUCCUGCAACCCUUUCCAGCAAGUUUAUCCAAGAUAAGUAUCCUGGCUAUACCCAACAGGCAGCUGCUUACAUUGCUGGGGCGGUUUACGACAGCUCCCUUGUUCUCUCAGCGGCAGUCGGCAUACUGAUCGUAAGUGCUUGUGUCACUGGCUUUGGUAUAAUGCUUGGGCGGGGGUUGGAAUUCCUUGACAUGGUUUCUGCAGGGCAAGAGCUGCACAUUCAGCUAUUCCAGUGGAAUAGCAGGAUUUUGCAAAUCAAAAUGAGGGCUGGGUUUUGGAACCUGACUGCAAGUUAGAUCAAAUGAUAGAUUGGAUUGCUUUUAUAUAUAUUUUAAAAAAGCCUUACAAUGUACUGUAUUUUUCCAUGUAUAACACGCCCCUGUGUAUAAGACACCCCUGUGUAUUUUUUUGCGGGACACAAAAUUAAGAAAAUGGGGAGGAGAGGAUUGCCCACAGUUGUUGGGGGGGGGGGCUUGCCCAGACCGACAAUUGGUAUCACACGCGUCACCAAUUCCGCCAAUCAUCUGCCCACUCACCAUCGACAGCAGCACUUGCCACAGCCACCAAUCACCCACCCAAUUGCCACUAAAAAUCUCUUGCUUGUGGCAGCAACCAAUCCCAUUUCUGACAUUAUUUUAUAAGGAAAAAACCUCGUCUUAUACACAGAAAACUACGGCAUUUUAGACAACCAAGCAGAUCGCCAAGCAAUACAGCAGUGUAUGUAGAAUUAUUACUUUUUUUCAUUUUUCAGGAUUAUGUUGGACUGAGAGGUGUAUUUGCAGUUGGCUGUGCAGUGCUGACUUUGCCCGUCUUUGCCCUCUUGGCUUUCACGUUCGUUCCUCCACUUGUUUCUACCAUCUGGCUGGGCAUUACCUACUCCUUUGCAGCAGUAAGUCAUCAUAAAUGUGAUGUUAUUUCCCCAUUCCUGGUUUCUGCUUCCCUAGAAUACAAGCAAUAGGUUCUACAUCAUUUACCUAGCCUGCCUCAUUAGAGGAAGCUUCCAUGUUCCCUCUCUUAGGUACAUGGGUGGAAACAAAAGCCGAAGCUGAAAAAAUCCAGUCCCCCUAGUUUAACAGUCUUACUUCUCAAAUCACCUAUUUUCUCACUGUUUCUGUUGUUUCAAUCACCUCUUAACAGGCUAGCAUGUGGCCCUCUAUACCCCUUGUGGUCCCCCAGGCAACCUUGGGAACAGCCAUGGGGCUUGCAACAUCCGUACAGAUGAUUGGAAUUGGCCUCUCUAAUGUGAUUGUGGGACGGAUUCUGGGAACGAAGUCGAGGUGAGAAUAGCUGCUUUUCUUCCUUCCUUACAGUUGUGCCGUCAAGAAAAUGACAUCACUCCCGAACCCCAGAUCCCAUGUUGCUCCAGGGCUUGGUGAUGGGAUCACAUUAUUUUGCGUAUGUCUACAUGAUUGGGCUGUCAUAUUUCCACGAUUCGUCUGUCAAAAAUGGCAUCUGGGUUGAAUUUUCGGAAACCAGUUAAAAUGUCUGGGGAAACCCAAGCAUAUGGCAGCCCACAUUGGAAGUGUUGAAUUUUUGGCGAAUUUCCAAAAAACUUCAAUUUUGGGUGGGGGGAGAUUUUGAAGGGGGAAAAAAGCAGCCCACAACUUUGGCCAAAAAUUAAUAAUUCCAGAUUUUCACUUCUUGAAAUAUGGCAACCCUACUACAUGAGGGGAUGUAAAUUCUCAAGCAACUGGCUGUCUUGUUUGCCAUAUGUACAUUUAUUAUUAUUUACCUUGCAGUGAGUUAAAGAUCCCAUUGUGGCGAUGGCAACAGAUGAUGGUCUUCAUGCUGGCAAACACCAUUGCUUGCAUUGUUGCCUCCAUCAGCCUCAACAUAGUGGACAAGAAGCAGGUAAGGAUCAGUAUUUGGGGCAUUUGUCAUAAAGAAGCCUAAUUCUGUUCCACAUUCCUGCCUGAUAAUAUCUUUCCUUUUUAAAGUUCUGUCCCAAAGAUUGCCUAAGGAACUCAUCAUAAUGCACAGCCAAGAUUGGCUAAAAUUUCAGAACCCCAAACUGGGCCAUUAAGAAGACUGGUGGUGGCAGCAAAGUUCUGCCCAUUUCUUUUGAUUUUUGGUCCUCUCUCAUUCUUUAUGCCAUACGCUAAUAAGUCAGGUUCCCCCAGCAAAGAUGCUGUUGUGCAGGUAACCCGAAAUCCUAGCAAAACAAUACCACUGCACGUUGGUUUUUAAAAAUUCAGUUGUUGCUAAUUAAGAAAACAUUGAAUGACUUUAUGCAAAGCCACGAGGUUCCACACUGUAUCCAGAAAUGGAGGAUUUUGUCUUACUGCAUUUUCUAGUAAGGAAUAAAUGUUUUAGGGAGUUGGUUUCAGUUCUAAAGCACCUUUUUCAUGAGAGAACUGUAGAGCAGGAGAGGAAGCAGGUCGCUAGACAAAUGAGUCUUAACUUUAGACAGACCCAGCCUGACUCGUUAUUACUGCUAAUUACUUUAUUUAAAAUAGAGAUGAGGAGCUUGCAGCCUUUACCUCUUGCUGCUAGGGGUAACCAAAAUUGAUAUGGCUUGUGGGUGGUGGCAGAUAUGAUGUUAAAACUUCUCCCCAGUUCUCUGCUGCUGCUGUCAUUGCGACCAACUUCCCUGAAUAAGGCCACUAGGGUGUAAUUAUGACCAGGAGGUAACGCUUCUCAGGCAGACCUGAUAGAAUGUGAUUCCUGCUUUAUAUGGUGGUGAAAUAGGGUUUGGAAAAAUCACAGUCUAGCACCCCAGCUGACAGCGAGAUUCCAAAAACCCAAAAUAAUGCCCAGUUUCAUUUUCCUGACUUCUUUUUCUAGGGUGGAACAUUGAACCGUUCAACAAAGCGCUCAUCAACAGAGGAGCCUGCCAGGCAGCCUGUAGACACAGCCCCACUCCUCAGUGAGGUGGAAGAUGAAGGAUCCAUCAACUAGGAAGCCCUCUGUGGGCUACUGUCUAAUAUUUCAUUAAGGAAUCUAAACAUAAGUCCAACUUACAGUACAGUCCCUUUUUAGGUCCUCGUAUACAUGUAAGUUGGGCUUAUGUUAGGAACGAAAGGGAAAUCUUACACUAUGAGGUUCUACAAAUCUGCCAUGUGCCAAGAAAGCCUUUAAUACUGCCUCUUGGGCACUGGAGCUGUUUAAGUGCGGUCAUAGAAGAAUACUUCAACAAGAGGACAGUUAUUUCCUGGCUCUCCAGUACAGGCAGAAUUUUUCUGCAUGUUGUAGUUUGAAAAGCACAGAAGCAACACUAAUGGAAGUCAAAUCCUAAUGAAAUCAAUGGGAAUUCAGUGAGUAAAUUUGCAAGUUACAUCUUUAUCAUAUAAGACCCACUUAAGCAUUGGGAUAUUCAAAACAUGUCUUCUAAGAAUCUCUGCUGCAGGCCUAGGUAUCUAUCCUGUUAUUAUGUUUGCAGGUAGUGUGGACAUCCCCUUCAAAUCUAGCACAAUCUCUUGGCAAACGUGAACCUCAAAAAGCUAUGGAAUGAAUAAGAGUCAAUAUUAUUUCAUGCUGGCUCAUGCCCAUGUCUUGACCUAAUCCGUUUUCUAUGACAGAGGCCCCAAACAAAAUUUGGUGUGUAUGCACACUGAUUCCUUGAUAUUAGCCAAAAUAACAAAUAGGAGCUGCAGCAAAAUACUACAAUGUCGACUGCUCCAGUUCAAGGUUGUAAGACCACAAGAGCAGCCCUUGCUAGGUCUGUCCAAAGGCCCCUCCAGUCCUGUAUUCCGUUCUCACAGUGACUAACCAGAUGUUUAUGGGAAGCCCACAAGCAUCACCUGAGCACAAGAGUGUUCUCUCUACCUGUCAUUCCUGGCAGUUGACAUUCAGAGGCAUACUGCGUCUGAAAGAGAGGGAGACUACAGAGGAAAGGGCUAUCACUACACCUUGUGGUAGUUCUAACUCUGCACUGUUAGGGUUGCAGUCAGCCAUGCCCUUUUCCAGAACGCUUUAUUCCAUCCCAAGAUGGCUACUCUACUGGGCAUUUCCCUCAACCUGCUACUAUCUGCCUCUUGUAGUGCUUAGAUUGACAACUGGAGAGUGAGCUUGCUAUUAGUAUAUAGGACAUACAUGCACAUGCAGUGGAUGAAAAGAAAUACUUUACUUAUUUGAUGGUUUUAGAAUUCUUGACAAACAUAAGUCCAAAUUGAUCAAGAUCCCCAAUGGAGUAGUUUUCAGUGAGUUGGUUGCCUGCCUGCAAAUUCCUACAUUCUUGCAUUGCUGGGAGUUGGACUAGAUGACCCUUGGGCUCCCUUCCAACUCUACAGUUCUAUGAUUCUGUGAAACAGAUAAUGCUAGCACCUUCCUUCAGGCUAUUAAAUCUUGCCAAAACUUAUUCAUGUUUACAUUCAAGAGCUUGGUGUGGAGCCAGCAACACAACAUGUACUGGAAAAACAACUUCUUGGCUUUCAUCCCAGGCUUUUACAUGGAUAAUGUUGGCUGUGAGCUAUUUGAAUAACAUAUCUAUAAUACCAGGGGUGGUAGAAUCUAUGGCUGUCUAGAUUAUUGGUGGAUUACAGCUUCCAUUAUGCCCAACUACUAGCCAUUCUGGCUGGGGGCUUAUGAGAAUUCAACAAUAUAUGGAAUACUACAGGUUAGUUACCUCUGCUCUGCAGUAAAAAUUGUUUAGAAAGCUGCAUUUGACAAAUGCCUUCAGUUUAAUAAGUUUUCAACCCCCUACCUAUUGCAUGAAUUUGGGCCUUGCCCAGUCUGCAAAUGCCCAUAUGCAGAGAGCUUCCACCAACAAUACCGUGUUUGGAGUAAAGUAUUUUUUCCAUACUUCCUAUGAAGUUCUUCCUCUGCUGAUGUCCAAAGAGUUGGGGCUUUUGUGCUCAUGUAGCUUUCCAGCACACACCACAUCAGUGUUACUAACACAGGACUGUUACGGAGAAAAUACUUCCAAGUCUUCCAAAAGGAAUAAUGUACAUCACUAAAUAUUCCUACUCCAGUAAUGGGUAAGGUGGCAGCUAUUACCAGCAUUAUCCUUCUUUGGUACUAGAGUUUAGUAAUGUAAACAUAAAUUUAUAGGAAAAGUGUAGGUCAUAUUUUUGGUCAGAAGGCUACAGAAAAAUCUGAAGCAGGGCAGUACUUUGAUUCUUAGAAGCCUCAAGGAGGCUUGUCAGAUUAAUAACACAAGUUAAAAAUGUAGUACUCUACCCAGAACAACUUCCAGUUUUUCCCCCUUUGCCACAAUAUCUCUUUUUACACCUAGUGAUUAUGUACAGGAAUUUCUACGCUAUACUGCAACAACAUUAACAGAACGCUGAUUUUGGCUUGCUAACGCCACUAGGAGAAAGGAAUUAAAAGAUUUUUAAUAUUUCUUAAAUGAUUUCCUUGAAGUUGUGUGACCACACCAGUAUUAAAUCACUAGCACAAGUUGAUUAACUUAAUGACAACACUGCUCAUUUUCAAGUACUGGAGAAAAGAGUAUUGCUUAAUGUUGCUGAGAGGUCAAAUUAGGAACCAUCUGCGGGCAACCAGAGAAUUGUAUUGAAAGGCAGCUACUAUCUUCAGCUAAUGUGAGGACAGAACAGAUGGUACAGAAAUGAAUCCAAUAAAGUUAACGCUUCUUUCCUAGUGACUGAAGACUGAGUCAGCCUUAAGAUAUUUUACUGCAAAAGAAACAUUCUGUUAGCAAUAUUAAAAAGUGAAGGAGGUAGAAAAACAUUCCUCUCCUUGCAUAGAGAGUAUAUAUUUAGAAAAUGGACUAUUUAUACUGUAAGCUGCUACAAUGAUGUUGAGGUAAGGGUUAAGGUGAAAACUAGUCAGUGAAGGGUUUCAAGUCACUGUAGCAUAGCUAAUGACAAUACCACUUCACUGGCCAAUAACACACAAAAUAAAGUUCUGCAUAUUCUGUUUACUUUUUCUUGCAAUAGUACUGGCAUCAGUGAAUUUACACAGCAAAGCAUGGGGAACUCUUCUAAUAACUUGCAUAGCCAAAUUGGAUGGUGCUUCACUGAGUACAAAAGGAUAGGUCCCUUUUCUAAGAUGCUUACAAAGUUGACAAAGGGGAAACUGAAGAAGGAUGGGGAUGAGGUAAACAAAUGAUAUGCAGUUCAUUCAGUUGCAAGUAUUUGGGCUAAGGCGCAGUAGGAAUUGAAGAGGUUGUGCCAAACAUGCCUCACAGAAGAGAUGGAUUUUUUGAGAGGAUGGUUUUGAAGGAACAGAGAAAUGUCAUUUAGAAGAAUGGUAGCAUGAGUUUGGGCUGUGAACCACAGGUGUGGCAACUUCCAACUAGAAAAGGCCCUCCUUACAAGUGUUGAUUGUACAGACAGACACCUGAAUCUCUUGAUUCUGAAUUAAGAUACUUUCUAUUUCAAACAAUAUUUGAAUUUUAUUCUCUGCCAAGAAAUGGAUGCAUUCAUCCAUAAUUUCAUUACAAACUUGUCAGGACAGGGAAUUGUAUUUACUUUUUGCUUAAAAUUACCCAGUACAGUACAGAUGGAUGGCACUAUAUAAAUAUGUCCACCAGAGUUAUUUUAAUGGGACAUUUGGUAGUCCACAUGUCUCAGUAUUGGUGAUUUAAACACACAAGGUGAUUUAAGACACAAAAGAACACUAUUAGGACUCACAGCCUUGGCACACGAUAAUGAAGUGACAAAAUGCAGCUGUUUAUUGAGUAGUACAUGAUUCAACACAUUCUGAAUUUUCAUUAACCCCACCUUUUUUUAAUAAUAAAAGCAUCCUUUCUGGAUACGUAGUGUACUCCCCAGGCACCCCUUGAGAAAAAUAAUGGCACAGGUAUAAUUAAAUCAGUAAUAAUUUAAGGCUUUGCUGGAAAACUGCUAUCCAAAACAGAGGCACUGGUGAAAAUGCACCUUUUAAUACUUCAGCCCCAAGUAAAGCUUGAAGCUUUAGACAAGAGGAAGUCCAUAACACAAUGCAAAUAGUGUCAGAGAAGCAAGUUUGAGCCAACUCUUCUCAUGCUGCACCUUUUUAGAACAAAUCCACCACAAAGCUCAACAUCCACCCCACAUCAAACUCUUCUUAUUCCCUGUUCUACUGUGGGGUUUUCCCCUUUUUCUUUUGAGGUGCUGCACAUUCUUGAAGAAUGGCAACGAAGAAUUUUUCUUCCCCAGUAGAGGUGAGUUUUUAGUCAAAACAAUAACUCGGACAGAACUCCAAGCUACUUUUAAUAUCUGGCACAGAGCUUGUUUCUCAGAACCCAUUUGCAAAAUGUUUUCUGCUGGUACCUAGAGCCAUUUUGCAAGAAAGGCCACUAGUUCUUUGGCAAGCCUGAUGAACUUCUAUAUAUAAUGGGAGUUCUAAAGGCAAGCCACUGCACUUGAUGUUUUAAAAAAAGAACAAGUCUUAAAGUACAGCUGGUCAGGAAUCUAAAUACAUGAAGUUUAAGAGCCCCUCCCACCCCCUAAACCCACAUAAUGAAAUUCCAGAAAACAAUACAAAGUUAUUGCAAAAAAAUCUGAAGUCUGUGCACCAGGAGUAUUGUAUUGCAAAAAUCCAGGAACCAUCCCCAAUUGGAUGGAGUGAGUGAAAGAGACAAACAGAAGUCUCAAGGCAGCUACAAUGCAAAGAAGUAACCAGGUGGGAUAGUCUGUGCUUCCAGAUGGGGUCACCAAUAUGUUAUUUAUACUUUCAACUGCAAUAACCAGGGCUCCAACCUCUGCAGCCUUUCUCCAGGUUUUCCUCUGCCUGCUACAAUCAGGACUUUUAAUUCUGAAGUACUGGUGGUGGGCAAGGUGAGGAGAACUAGAAGAAUAAGGUGGGCAGCACAGCAGCUGCAGCCUCACUCAGCAUAGUUAAAGGUGCUGACUCUGGGGAAGAGGAGUUGAAAGCUAUCCAAAUUAUAGGACGAAGUGGUCAAUAAGGAAGGAAGGCAAAUAGUCUAACAGAGUCAGCACAGAAUUAGAUAAGACCAGACACUUAUAGGGCAGAAAGAACCUUGAGUACAAACAGCUUCUGUUGGAGGCUAAUUAUGGGGUAGAACACUACAUUCUUAACCAUCUCAUUGGACAAGAUUCAAGGUCUGAUUAUAGACAAGAGUGGUUUGGCUGAAUUUUCAGACCAUUCCAUGCCAUCCACAACUGCAAGUAUAUUGUCAUUCAACAUGCACCUUCCUUAACUAGCCAAAAGGUUGUUGACUUUCAAGAGUUCAAAAAAUGAAUUCUUGCACAAUACAUUUUGACUACAAUUACUCUCCAGAAGAGGAUCUGCUUGCUUAGUAAGGUUCUCCCUUACAAGAUGACAAAGGGCAGUUCUAGUCCACAGUUCAGGAAGAUCUUUAGUCAGAGUUUAGACCAGCCUUCCUCCUUAUCUAGCACAAAUAAAAUCCCCUCAGGGCUAUAAUACAUAAUCUGUGCAUCAAGAAAGCAAUAUUCUGCCUCAGAAGUGCAUGAGAUCAGGGUACUCUCAGAAGUCUGUUCUGCAACUUUAAAAGCCAGAGAAUCUCAAGCUAACUUCUGCCACAUACUGAAUAUGCCAAACCACUAAGUGGCUCUUUCUUCAAGCAGCAGGAGGCUAAAUUUCUGGUUCAAACCUUGAAAACUGUUUCUGUGCUGACUCCAUUGUGGGGAGGGGGAAGGGAAGAGAACACUUUCCUUAAUAGAAGGCAAUGCUGGAUUUGCCCCCAGGAGGGUUGAGGACUUUGUUGUGUGAUCGUGGCCGUGGCCCCAGCCUGGGCUCAUGAUCAUCCAUUUUGGGUCCAGGCUCUUUGGUGCUCUCCUUCUUCUGUGGCUCUCUCUUUUCACUUGUAUCUUCCACCUGUGGUCUUUGGUCUUCUGUAAUUGUAAAUUAAGAUAUGUUGUCAGGUGGCCAUGCCAGAAUAUUCACCCAGUCUUGUGACAAUUAUAGCUUGCAUUACAUGUAUUUUACCCAGCUGCACUUUGUUCAGCCCCCAGUUAGCACUUCAUUUCCAUGUUAACAAGGUGAUAGUUAUGUCAUGUAUGCUGCGGAAGCAUUGUGAAAUGCUGCUCCCCAAGAAUACUUUGCUAAAAAAGCUUUACAAGGAGCAUGGAAGGGCACCCAGUACUGAACACAUGCACGCACACACACUCCUUUAAAAACGUAUUUAAUCAGCCCACCAAGCAGGCCACUAUAAUGGGGACACGAAGAAAGUAUUAUGAAAGUGUGUGCAGACCAUUCCCAGGCCUUUAAGGAACAGAUACAGUCACAACUGCAGAUAGGCACACACUAAAUACUUGUGGCUUAUAUUCCUCUCUCCACAAGUCUUUUCAUUUAGGUUUAUUGAUCUGGAAUAAUAAUAGCUGUGUCAAACAUUGAAUAUAACAAACAAACAAACCCCC